This is a messenger RNA of Amoebophrya sp. A25, 1094 nucleotides long. The record is from the annotation of a GenBank genome assembly. Lineage: Eukaryota; Dinophyceae; Syndiniales; Amoebophryaceae.
GUACGACGGUCAGUGGAUGGCUGAUCAGAAGCACGGGCAUGGAAGGGAAAUGUGGUUCGAGGACAAAUCCGUCUUUGUGGGAGAAUACAGGUUAUGCACGCAGUGAAAUUCAAAUUCGAAUUUGUCAGCAUAAGUCAUCAAUGUUGGUUCUGUUGUGAAGUAGUUGCACCACAAGGUCAAUCGAUGGAGGAGGUUCUGUUGUGAAGCUGCAUCACAAAGAAAGGUGUUCCUCUCUGGAGGCUGAUCCGUCUUGACUCGCCCUUUCUAAUCAAGGCAGGCAUGAAACAUGGCCGAGGGAGCUACCUUUGGGACGACGGCUCGCAAUACGAAGGCGACUUUUGCAAUGAUAUCAUUGAGGGCAAAGGUAUUCAGAAACCUUUUUGUCAUCUUUAAUAUCUUCUGCUCCGUCGUCCUCGUCCUCUAAAUCUUUUCUGAAUAUGGGACAUCUUCGAGACCUUAAUAUUCGGGGAAGAGACAUAACGCUCACUAAUAGAUACAGCUGAAAUAGCAAGGAACGUGAACGUCUACAAGUAAGUUUCAGUUUGAUCGCUUCACUUUCAUCACAUGAAACUAGGUGUCUACAAGUGCGCCAAAUCAACGUAUGAAGGGGAAUUUCAUGCGAGUAUGCAACAUGGGCAAGGUGUCCAGCGGUGGCUCGAUGGCCGUGUCUACGAGGGAAAUUUUACUUAUGACGGGAUCAUGUUUUUGUUGAUGCAGCGGUGUACCAGAUGCAGUGUGUAGUUUUCAUUUCGUUCUCAGGCAGUCUUGGUAGGCGUACCCGUACUAGAGAAGCCAGUGCCAGGGUUAUGAGACACGUCGCCGUGGUCAUCCAAGAGUAUCUUGGCCUUAAUUUCUUCUAAUCCUCCGAAAACCAUCGCGAUGGUGAAGGAAAGAUGACCUGGCCUGAUGGCCAUGUUUAUGCGGGUCAGUGGUCACGAGGGCAGCAGCAUGGCAAGGGGGUUGAGGGCCGUGCAGGCAAUCAGACAGCUGUAGUCUACAAAAACGGGGUAAAAACGGCAAAGGGUGGAGUAGCUGCUGCGACCAAUAAGAAGGCUACAGGAGGGGUUAGGGAUGGGGCGAAGGUGGGAGCAUAA